GAUACGUUGAGUGUGGACGAGUUGUUGGCAAGGCUGGAACGCGUGGAGACGGAGAUCGUGAGCCUCACGUGGGAUGCGGCUCUGGACAUCGCGGGGGUGCCCGAUGCUCGCGAUGAGAUGGAGAUCUUGAGUGCUACGUGGGAUGAGGCUUUCGACAACGCGGGGAUCCCCGAG
This is a messenger RNA of Prorocentrum cordatum, 174 nucleotides long. The record is from the annotation of a GenBank genome assembly. NCBI's taxonomy places the organism in Eukaryota, Dinophyceae, Prorocentrales, Prorocentraceae.